AAUCAGCUGAUUCCACGAGCCGGUUCCAAAUUCACACGCCAUACCCAAACAAUUAUGGCGAUCAACACAUUGUGUAGAACAUUUAAAUAUUUUCGCUAUACACAAGUGAUUCCUUGUCAUUUAGAGUUAUUUAGUGUGAAAUACCAAAAAUUAAAACAUUACAUAACUCCACAGUGGAUAAAUUAUAAUCAAAAUUUCUGUUCUAAUGUAUCUAACGUACCAGGGAUUGAAGACCCCGUCAAUCAAAAGAAAAAAAAGCCUUUUAUACCAAGAAUUACUCUCCUAUUCGACAAUAAUGAUCUUACUGUGACAACUUUGGAGCAAGCUGAAAAGUUAGCUAAUCGAAGGAAUAUGAAAUUAAUAAAGAUUGUCGAUUUCGAUGUUAAAACAGAAAGACCAAUCUAUAAAUUAAUGAGUAUAAAAGAUUUUAUAAAGGAAGAUAAUCUCAGUAAAGCAGCAGCAAAAGUACAGAAAGAAAGAUCACUAAAAGAAGACAAAACAAUAACAUUAAGUAGUAGAAUAGCUAAUCAUGAUUUAGAAGUUAAAAUUAAGAGUAUGCAUAAAAUGUUGAAAAGAAAACAUGGAAUUCGUGUCAUUAUUUCAAUAGAUAACAACCAUGAAAAAGCAGAAUUUGUCAGGAAUGAAAUCAUGAAAGCUUGUCCAGAACAUGGAAAAAUUAUAAGCAAUUCUGCAACUUCUUCAUCGUUCCAAAUUAUUUUAAGACCCGACUUAGACAAGCUUCUAAAUAAAACAGAUGCUCAGGAAAAAACUGAAGAAAAUGCUGGAUGAUUGUUAAAAACUGUAAGUCUUUAGUUUCUAAGAUAAAUCGCAUAAGAAAAGUUUCUUAUAACAAAUAUAAGUGGACUGAGAAUGAUUAUGACUACACUUGGCGAUUAUAAGUACUUUUAAAAGUUAAGUUGUAUUAUAAGUUGUAAGUUAACUAUUAGCAUUAUUCUCAUUGUAUGAAAAACUGGUCAUGUAAAUAAAGUGAAAAUGCUUAACAGUUAA
Chelonus insularis is the source of this 1008-nucleotide messenger RNA. RefSeq names its product mitochondrial translation initiation factor 3 (gene mIF3). NCBI's taxonomy places the organism in Eukaryota, Metazoa, Arthropoda, Insecta, Hymenoptera, Braconidae. Gene Ontology annotation, biological process: mitochondrial translational initiation; ribosome disassembly. Gene Ontology annotation, molecular function: ribosome binding; translation initiation factor activity. The record is from RefSeq and is a predicted model, not a curated record. Bases 55 to 789 code for a protein of 244 amino acids. Gene Ontology annotation, cellular component: mitochondrion. The transcript is spliced from 2 exons.